GAUCGCUCGACGGCAGAGCGUGUUGCUGGAGGUCAGGGCCAUGAUGACAUGACCAGCUUCCUAAGCUGUAGGGAAGAGGCGGUGUUUUCACUUUAAAAUUAUCCUGGACUACAAACUACACUACUUUGAAACACACUGUUUACUAAACAAUGUGUUUAUAGUGGCAAAUACAGCAGCUCUUCGUCAGAUAGUUCGUUUUGGGUUCUGAGUGUUACGAAAUCGCUAGCAACUGCUAACGUUAUCCGCGUCGGCUUGGCUAACAUCCCUUUUCAGGGUUCAGUUUUAACAUUUCUGAUCUGUUACAACCAUGGACAACAACUCGCAGGGAUCGGGAGGACUCAAAGGAAGUUUGGGGAGUUUAUUUGGAGGCGGUGCGCCUGAGUACUCUAACACAGAGCUUGCCGGUGUCCCUUUGACUGGAAUGAGUCCUCUGUCCCCUUACCUCAACGUCGACCCUCGUUACCUGGUUCAGGACACAGAUGAGUUCAUUUUACCCACAGGGGCCAACAAAACAAGAGGAAGAUUUGAGCUAGCUUUCUUUACCAUUGGGGGCUCUUGUAUGACUGGAGCUGCAUUUGGAGCCAUAAAUGGUCUGAGGAUGGGCCUGAAGGAGAUCAGAGACAUGGCAUGGUCCAAACCACGUAAUGUACAAAUUCUCAACAUGGUGACCAGACAGGGAGCGUCAUGGGCCAACUCUCUUGGCUCUGUUGCUUUGUUGUAUAGUGCUUUUGGCGUGGCGAUAGAAAAGGCCAGGGGAGCAGAAGAUGACAUCAACACAGUUGCUGCUGGCACAUUAACAGGGAUGCUCUUUAAAUCUGGCAGUGGAUUAAAGGGUGCAGCCCGUGGAGGUCUGGUUGGUUUCGCCUUGUCUGGUGCCUAUGCUCUCUACAACAACUGGGACCAUCUCACCGGCUCCUCCUCUUCCUCCAGGCUGUACUAAGCUCUCCCACACAGCUGCUUCAACAUUAGGGCCAAAUAUCUCAAGGACACAGCCUUUAACCACAGUGCUAAGAGGAGUUACACUUUGGUUAAAAUGCAGUGUUCUUUUCAGGCAAGGGGUCGUCGGUUCCAGUUUCCCACCACAGCUACUCCCCCUUAAGACGUGUCUGAAAACUAG
Molecule: messenger RNA, 1117 nt
Organism: Melanotaenia boesemani (Boeseman's rainbowfish)
Lineage: Eukaryota; Metazoa; Chordata; Actinopteri; Atheriniformes; Melanotaeniidae
Gene: timm23a
Product: translocase of inner mitochondrial membrane 23 homolog a (yeast)
Exons: 7
Coding region: 308-940 (210 amino acids)
Biological process (GO): protein import into mitochondrial matrix
Cellular component (GO): TIM23 mitochondrial import inner membrane translocase complex; mitochondrial inner membrane
Molecular function (GO): transmembrane protein transporter activity
Source: RefSeq, a predicted model, not a curated record